AUGGCAGAACGCAGGCCACAUCCGACAGGCAGCCAUGGUCAGCUUAUGCCAGGGCUUAAUGGGGUCCCUUUGGUGUCGCAUUUCCGAAUAUUGCAUCCGCCUGUCCUCGCUGGCCAGAAUAGACCCUCUGUAGUAAAUGAAUGGUUAUUUGAGCAAGAACACGAUGGUUUCCGAACAGAGAUCAGACACAUAGUAGCGGACCACGGCUCCCUAGCCUAUGCUGAGACUAUUCACCGGGUUCAACAAAUUGUCGCAAGUCAGAGUCUGCAGUCAGUAGCACGGCCAGGAGCACUGCCAGUAGCACAACCAGUAGUUCAACCAGUAGCACAGCCAACAGGACAUCUAGCUGAAAGAGGGAGGAAGAGGAAGCGAGCUCAUAAGAGGGGUAAACGUGGAGGAGCAGGCCGACGUGACGAUCGACUUCCUGCUAAGAAUGCUCAGCCUGUUCAUCAGUUUCCAGACGGACCGCCGAGAUGUAAUACUUGUGGCAGCAUGCAUGGAGGAGAAUGUAGGGCAGACCGGCGUAUAUGUUACCACUGCCGGAAGCGUGGACACUUUGCUAAUAUGUGCCCAGAGCGAGAUCAGCCACAGAACCAGGAGCAAGUGGACGAACCGGCAGGCCGGCGUAUAUGUUACCUCUGCCGGAAGCGUGGACACUUUGCUAAUAUGUGCCUCGAGCGAGAUCAGCCCCAGAACCAGGAGCAAGUGGACGAACCGGCAGGCCGGCGUAUAUGUUACCACUGUCGGAAGCGUGGACACUUUGCUAAUAUGUGCCCAGAGCGAGAUCAGCCAGGGAACCAGCCACAGAACCAGGAGCAAGUGGACAAACCGGCAGGCCGGCGUAUAUGUUAUCACUGCCGGAAGCGUGGACACUUUGCUUAUAUGUGCCCAGAGCGAGAUCAGCCACAGAACCAGGAGCAAGUGGACGAACCAGCAGGAGGAUGA
Messenger RNA from Striga hermonthica, 945 nucleotides. The record is from the annotation of a GenBank genome assembly. NCBI's taxonomy places the organism in Eukaryota, Viridiplantae, Streptophyta, Magnoliopsida, Lamiales, Orobanchaceae.